This is a messenger RNA of Aaosphaeria arxii CBS 175.79, 3776 nucleotides long. RefSeq names its product Pkinase-domain-containing protein. The record is from RefSeq and is a predicted model, not a curated record. NCBI's taxonomy places the organism in Eukaryota, Fungi, Ascomycota, Dothideomycetes, Pleosporales. Bases 82 to 3624 code for a protein of 1180 amino acids. Gene Ontology annotation, cellular component: cytoplasm; cytosol; nucleus. Gene Ontology annotation, molecular function: ATP binding; protein serine/threonine kinase activity. The transcript is spliced from 3 exons. Gene Ontology annotation, biological process: protein phosphorylation; negative regulation of glycogen biosynthetic process; intracellular signal transduction.
AUAGCGAUAUCCCUUCCUCUACUAAGCAACGGCUUAUGUGCACCUUUCACCGCCCCGCCCGCUUGACCAGAUUGACUAGACAUGGGCGCCAUUGCUAACCACAUCUUCUCUCCAGGCUCGCCAAACCAAGAAUCCCAAUCCAGUCUCCAACCCACCCUACGCUUCGCCCCCAGCAAUGGACCUCUCCCCAAGAACAGGAGCACGGGAAAUCUGCUUUCACACGCCGCUGGCUCGUCACUAGGUGUCGAUACCCGAAAACGCAUGAGCAUCGAUGCUGGAUCGUUGGAUAGGAUGGCAAGGUCACCUAUCGUUCCGGAGCACGAACAUGGACUGGGAGCAUCGGGCCUCAGGCGCAUUCGCCAACAGCCAAGUCUGAGGCCCGUAGCUGGUCCUGGGAUAGGCACUGGCUUGACUCAACGAUCGUCGUCACUCAACAUCACUCCUCCUAUCUCGAGACAUCCUUCUGGCUCCGCUCCCUCUGCCCCCGGAUCUCCCACACUCGGUACGGCGGAGGACCUUCACAGAUUUCCCUCGGAAUCAUUACACUCGUUUUCGUUCGCACAUCAGUCCGAGGAUUUCAUACACAACAGGCAGAACGUAUUAAAGCGGUCCAUCGAUUUCAUGCGAGACAAAUUAGGUUGGGCGGCAACAAAUGCGAGCAUCGCGAAUGCUCAGGCGAAAUUGAGUGGGGAUCAGGAGGUGCAGAGCAUGCUAGAGCUCCUGACAAGGGCAAAUCUGAUCGGCCAAGAUGCUUCUGGUGCGCAUGGUCUGGGUGCCCUGGGUCCAGUGACCGGCCCCGCUGAUAUGUCUGGCGAGAAUAUAUUCGAGAAGAGCUUCCUCCCCAGGUCAGAAAGCCCGGAGAACAUGGGAGAGAAUGCAUCACCGAGGGAAGCUCUUGGCAUAAUGGCGGCCGCAGGCGAACAGAGUUCAGACCAGAGCCAGAGCGCAGGAUCUCCACCGGCCCUGAAUCUCCGCAUUGGUUCACCUCCAGUGUCCGAUCAGGUAUCGGAUAGUUCGAGCCAGAAGACUGGAGUCUCAGCAACACCGUCGACACUGAUGGGACCUCCACCUCGUGCGGCUCUGAAGCGGACGUUUACCGAUGUCGCUCCACUGACCAUCCAGAGCCAACUGAAUGAUGCAUUGGCGCAGCCGUACCUGAUUGGGGAGCAAGGACAGAUCAAUCAGAUUGUUUCCCCAACGGCCGUACCAACAACGCCUCACGGAUUUCCCAGCGUCCCUGGCCAGCAUUCUGGAGGACCAGCACCUCACGGACACGGAAGUCGAUGGGCGCCCGCUGCCCAGGCGAUCUUCACCACAGAAGCCCAUGCACCAUGGACCAUCACCGCUGCUAAUGACUUGGCUUGUUUGGUUUUUGGUGUCACGAGGGCAGAGGUCCGCAAAAUAGGCAUUCUUGAGGUCGUUAAAGAGGAACGGCGAAAGUGGCUUGAGGACAAGCUACGCGACCCGGAUUCUGGAACCAAAGCAAACCCCACCGUGCCCAGUCCACCUCCACCAUCCACUACCCCAACAAACAAUCUCAGAGUCGGGAAUGGUGUCACAGCGAAGCUACUCAGCAAACCGUCGUCACGACAAGUAGCCCAGAGCAGGCGAGCAAAGACGGAUGAUGGCAGCGGUUCCUCGUAUGCAAAGAAACCCGUCAAAGGCGGCUUGAAUCACGAGUCUAAGGGUUCUCGUGGCGUCCUCCUCUGCGGUGAUGUCGUCCCCAUCCAGAAAAGGAAUGGUGCAAGUGGCGCCGCUAGCUUGUGGGUGAAGGAGAAGCGUACUGGCUUGAUCUGGGUGCUUGAAGAGAUCGCCGAGGAUGUGGUCUAUAUCAAUGUGGAUGAAGUGGGCUGCGUUUCCAAAGGCACAGGAGCCAUCGAGGCCGUAUUUGGAAGUGACCGAUUACGCCGAGGCAUGGAUCUCAAGAGACUGAUUCCUGCGAUACCACGACUUCCUGGGACCAACACUGGAGCUUUGGAUUACGACAAAAUUGCAGAACUUACCACCUUCACCGCAAGAACAGCGAACAGCAUCAACAUUCCGGUUGCUGUAGAGGCGAUAGGAAAUGAGCUUGCCUUCCGGGUCUCCAGUUUCCCCCACAUUGCUGGAAUCGUUGUUUGUUCAGCGACUGAUCUGAAGAUUGCGAGUUCGAACUCGGUGUUUUCUUCUGCUCUCUUCGGACAGCCACGGCCGGAGGGACUUCACAUCACUAGCCUCAUCCCUGGAUUCGACAAGCUUCUACGCGUCAUGACCGAUGAGGAUAACAUCGAGUUGAUUGAUGGAAUUGUGAUUCCAGAACACAGCUUCCGGAGAGCGAGGGCCCUGCUUGCAAUGCGAGAAGGCAGAGCAGAUGCUGCAUCAAUCUUCCUUAGGCCGAGCGGAUUACCCGCCUUACAUCGGGACGGUUCUGAGAUCAUGGUCGAUGUGCAAAUGAGAGUUGCGCGGAGUGAAAAGCCCGUUCGCUAUGACGAACAUGUCAUCGAGGAGGAAGACGCAAAGCCUCCCCCUGCGCAGGAACUGGUGUUUGCUUUAUGGGUAACCUACUCGCGACACUUACAUGCGACGAACCAUGGCGUUGGUCCCGUAACUCCCCUGCUCUCGCGUCCCGGCACACCACCCCAUCAACCAUCACCAGGGCAAUCAACACUCAUCCCCUCAGAAGAGACCGAAUCCGAUAACUCUCAAUCUAAUAGCGCCCCUGUCUCGUUACUGACACAGCAAUUACAAGAGGCGGCCAAGCCAGCAUCUCCUCCUGGACCAAAGGCACCGACGAUUUCUCCAGACAAGUCCGAAGAAACGCCCAAGAAGAAGACGAUCAACGACUUUGUGGUCUUAGAGGACAUGGGUCAAGGCGCAUACGGGCAGGUCAAAUUGUGCAGGUACAAGAAGAAUCCCAGCAAGAAGGUCGUGAUAAAAUAUGUCACCAAGCGACGCAUUUUGGUAGAUACAUGGACGCGAGAUCGCAAGCUAGGAACCGUACCGUUGGAAAUCCAUGUGCUAGACUACUUGCGCCGGGAUGGAUUCAAGCAUCCAAACAUCGUCGAGAUGUCGGACUUCUUCGAGGACGACAUCAAUUACUACAUCGAGAUGGUGCCCCACGGUCUGCCGGGAAUGGACCUCUUCGACUAUAUCGAGCUUCGCGUCAACAUGGAAGAGAAAGAGUGCCGAAAGAUCUUCGUGCAAGUGGCGGAGGCCAUACACCACUUGCACACCAAGGCGAAAGUGGUGCAUCGCGACAUCAAAGACGAGAACGUUGUAUUGGACGGCGAGGGCAACAUCAAGUUGAUCGACUUCGGUAGUGCAGCAUAUAUCAAGAGUGGUCCCUUUGACGUCUUCGUAGGGACAAUUGAUUACGCCGCGCCUGAAGUUCUUGCCGGAAAAGCCUACCGCGGAAAGGAACAAGACGUGUGGGCGCUCGGCAUCCUGCUAUACACGAUCAUCUACAAGGAGAAUCCGUUCUACAGCAUCGAUGAGAUCAUGGACCACGACCUGCGAGUGCCGUACAUCAUGAGCGAGGAGAGCAUCGGCCUGAUCAGGCUGAUGCUGGACCGAGACGUGGACAAGAGGAUCACCAUCAGCCAAGUUCUCGAUCACCCGUGGUGCCAAAUGGUCGACUCACCCUAGGAGAUGGUCGUUCCAUUACGCAAACCCCAAACUAGUUCCACCAAGCCUAGAAGAGAGAGGAGGAGAUGGGACUAAAGGCUUCGAGAGGUCCACAUGUGUCCUAUCUUACAGGGUUCACCAGAAGCGACUAGGUCGAUCAUACUAGGAGGAAG